UGUUCCUGGCGCACCGCAUUCCGUAGCGCGUAGCUCCGGGUCUGGCGAAGGGCGCCUUCGCGGGGUCAUGCCGGGCAUGGGGUUUCUGAGCCGGCUGGGAACGCGGCUGCUGGCUGGAGGACGCCGAGGCUCGGUUCUCGUGGCAGCCGAGGCCGGAAUUGUGAAUAGGGAUUUGUGGUGUGUGAUAGCCAGGCAUAUUGUCAACAAUGUCACAUGGUGGAAUGAGCACCUUACAGAAGAGAAUGCCAAGUUCCUGAAGAAGUUAACACAAGAAGAAUUCAAAGCUCAAACAACUAAUAAAAUGUGUCCACUGAAGGAUGAGCCCUGGCCAUUGCACCAGUGGGAACCAGGGUCCAAGAGAGUUGGUGUGGUUGCAUUAAAGUUGGGAAUGAUGCCAUUGUGGACCAAGAAUGGUGAAAGACUUUCUGUCACAUUGCUUCAGGUUCAAGACUGCCAUGUUAUAAAGCACGUUCCAAAAGAAGAAGUUGAUGGAAAACACUCUUAUCUACUUGUGGGAGGAAAAAAUGUGUCUCCAUUUCAUAAAGGUCCGUCUUCACUGGCGAUAUACAGAGAAACUGGCGUUCCACCAAAACAGAAAUUGACAACAUUUAAAGUGUCAGAUAAUGCUAUCAUAAAACCAGGUACUCCCCUAUAUGCUGCUCAUUUCCGCCCUGGGCAACAUGUGGAUGUCACUGCAAAAACAAUUGGUAAAGGUUUUCAAGGAGUCAUGAAAAGAUGGGGAUUUAAAGGCCAGCCUGCCACCCAUGGCCAGACCAAAACACACAGGCGACCUGGAGCAAUUUCCAACAGUAAGGUCGGACGCGUCUUCAAGGGAAAGAAAAUGCCAGGACAGAUGGGAAACCAGUACAGGACAACACGUGGGCUAAAGGUCUGGCGGAUCAAUGUGAAGCACAACAUCUUAUAUGUUCAUGGUGCUGUUCCAGGUCACAAAAACUGUUUGCUAAAGGUCAGUGAUUCAGAUUUACGGAUUUACCGAGACUCCCGUAAGAGCCUGCCAUUUCCCACAUAUUUUGCUGAUGGGGAAGAAGAACUGGCCGACGAGCUGUACGAUGAAGAGGUUUUCCAGUUCACCGAGCCCUCCAUUGAAUUCACUUAGCAGCUGACAUCUUGAGGAAUGGGCGGCUUUCCCAUCAUAACUGUCAGCCGGAAAGUGCAAAACAGGAAGACCUUCCAGAAGUGCCCUCUGACAGCAACAGCCUGUCCACUCCCCUUUGGACGACCUGCUUUUUUUGGUCAGACAUGUUCAGUAUGACAGCAGAGUCUACAAUCACUUUGUAUUGUAGAAACCAGGAUGGCAAGAAACAAGGAGGGGCCAAAGAAUGAUGACGUCAGGAAAGGACAGUGAUGCUAGUUGCUGCCUCAUAAAAUUAACUCCCCUUCCCCUGUGCCAUCCAAAACGAUUGUUUUUGGAAUAUCUAUAAUGAUUGGACCACUUGCAUCAGUCCUUUAAAGAAAUUUAAUUUUUAAAAAAUUGUGUUUUUCUUCUUAGGAUAUUAAUAAAGGUAUUGUGCACAUAAA
Molecule: messenger RNA, 1539 nt
Organism: Sphaerodactylus townsendi
Lineage: Eukaryota; Metazoa; Chordata; Lepidosauria; Squamata; Sphaerodactylidae
Gene: MRPL3
Product: mitochondrial ribosomal protein L3
Exons: 10
Coding region: 68-1117 (349 amino acids)
Biological process (GO): translation
Cellular component (GO): ribosome; mitochondrial large ribosomal subunit
Molecular function (GO): structural constituent of ribosome
Source: RefSeq, a predicted model, not a curated record